CAAAACAUACAAGACUUAAUAUUAGUGUUAAUGACCAGCAUACAGCACUAAGAUGCCUCAGAGGACUGAGACACAUAUCUCUUUAAGCACAAAGCCUUUUAAUGCUCCUAAUGAAUAAAUAUCAUUGAGUCAUUACGGUAAAAAUCGUGUGCUGAGUGCUAGAUAAAUCACAUAACAAUCCUAAAGUUGAUGGCUGUCAAUGAAUGCUGGGUGACGUGCAUGAAAUUACUUUAAAUAAAGCAGCACAUUGAUAGACAAUAACAAUGAUAUAAUGCCAUGGAAAUCCCUAGAUGGAGUUCUCCUUUUAUUGAUGUUGUUGCAUGCAUCGCAAGCUACCACAGUCAAAAUCCUUGUCAGCAGUGUAUGAUAUUAUACGGCACUCAUGAGUAAAACUUGCUAUAAAUAUCGUACAGCAGCACAUUCUUGCAGUUUAGUUGACUAGUUUAGUAGAAGAAACACUGAAACAACAAUGUUUUUUGUGUGUAUUGAGUAGAUUAAAAUGAUUCAGCACACACUAUGAUUUACUAUGCUUUGUUAUCAGUAAAGCAAACAUUUGUCAAGCAGAAACUUUUAUUCUCUCAAAUAUACCUCUCAUGCUGCUCUCUCGCUCUACAAGUGACGGAUUUCUUCACUAAGCAGCUCUGAUCUUAUACAGAUUCAAAUAUUAUUUCCUCUGAAGAUAUAUCUGAACAUUUUGUUCAUGAACCGCAAAGCCAUAUAGAGUCUACUCUUAAUCCAUUGUAAUUUAAUAGACUGCAGAUAUUACGCCAAUAAAUCACAAAUACUGUUAAAGUCAUAAUCAGCCAAUGGUUUCAGGGUCUGGGAGCUUCACCAAAUUGCUUUUAAAUCUCCUGCUGCAGAUGAACUCCGCCCAUUCCCGUUCGCACUGAAGUGGAGCCAGCAUCACAGAUCCUCAACGACAGAUCAACCCAUAUAAAAGACGUACUCUCUUCUUCACCCACAACAGAUGAAAAGAUCUGCCUGAGCCAGCACUCUCUCUGCAAUGGAGCAAAACGAGGAGGCACAGUUCUCUGAUUCUGCGCUCUUGAAUGGAUGAUACUAACAGACUUCUGGCAAUCACCGCUUCCAAAGCUCCUUAAAAGACGGUGCUGAGUCAAUAUCAUCGAAACCACGGCUCAUCGUGAUGGGUUGUCCUAACUCCACCGGCAGUAAUGAGACUUUGCCUACCGAGCACCCUUAUAUUGUGCAGUUUGUUCUAACGCUCCUGGCCGUUAUCCUCAUCCUGAUGAUUGUGUUUGGCAAUGUCAUGGUAGUGAUUGCCGUGACCACAAGCCGAGCCUUGAGAGCACCCCAGAACUUGUUUUUAGUCUCUCUGGCAUGUGCAGACAUCCUUCUUGCCACCCUAGUGAUUCCAUUCUCUUUAGCAAAGGAACUGAUGGGUUGCUGGUACUUCAGUAAAGUGUGGUGUGAAAUCUACCUGGCUUUGGAUGUGCUCUUCUGCACCUCAUCCAUCAUUCACCUGUGCGCCAUCAGCCUGGACAGAUACUGGUCCGUUUCUCAAGCGAUCGAGUACAACCUGAGAAGGACACCGCGCAGGGUUAAAUGCACAAUCCUCAUAGUUUGGGUACUGGCAGCCCUCAUUUCAUUCCCUCCGCUCAUUCUAACAGAGAACAAUGGUGAAAAGUGUGAAGUUAUUGAAGAAGAAUGGUACAUCUAUUUCUCCAGCACUGCCUCUUUCUUUCUACCCUGCGCGGUCAUGAUUUUGGUGUAUGUAAGAAUCUACCUGAUUGCCAAGAAAAGAACCAGAGACCCGCCAGGUCAAAAGCAAAAAGAAUUUGGCAACCUGGAAAGAAAAGAGGGAGAAGUGGGGGAGGUGGAAAGAGGGCAGGGUAGAGAGGCCACUGGGCUCGAUGUGGAGGAAGAGCCAUCCUCGUCUGAUGGGAAUGACACCAUCCUGUGUUCCCGAAUGAAGAAGAGGGGUAUAAGAACAACACAAGUGGCUCAGGUGAAGCCAGAGGUGCAGCCCUGCGUGAGAGUCGGCAGGUGGAAAGAAAGGCAGCGCAGAGAGAGGCGCUUCACAUUUGUUCUGGCUGUGGUCAUGGGAGCGUUUGUUCUCUGCUGGUUCCCCUUUUUCUUCACAUACACACUCACUGCUGUGUUCCGAGACCGCCCUGACUUUGUCCCAAAGACAUUGUUCAAUAUGUUUUUCUGGUUGGGUUACUGCAAUAGCUCACUUAAUCCUGUUAUAUACACUAUAUUUAAUAAUGACUUCAGGAGGUCUUUUAAAAAGAUCCUUUGUAAAAGGGACAGAAGACAGUUGUAAAUAAGAUGUUUAUGAGUGCAUUUCAAAAACAGCAUUUCUGGUCAUCUGCAUUAAGGUUCAUAUCAGUGUAAAUAUUAUGUUAAGAAGACAUUAAAAUAUAUCUACUGAAUGUUUGAAAAAUGUGAAAUGUGUCUUUGUGUUUUAACAGUUUGUGUUCUUCCACAUCAAUAAAUGUUUGUUUUGUAAUAGUAAAUAAUGCAACAGAUGUCUUAUGUGUAGUUUCUUUUAC
This is a messenger RNA of Acanthopagrus latus (yellowfin seabream), 2513 nucleotides long. Its product is annotated as alpha-2A adrenergic receptor-like. Gene Ontology annotation, biological process: adenylate cyclase-activating adrenergic receptor signaling pathway. The coding region runs from base 1145 to 2284 and encodes 379 amino acids. The transcript has 2 exons. Gene Ontology annotation, cellular component: membrane. The record is from RefSeq and is a predicted model, not a curated record. Gene Ontology annotation, molecular function: adrenergic receptor activity. Lineage: Eukaryota; Metazoa; Chordata; Actinopteri; Spariformes; Sparidae.